AAUGCUACGAGCAGGCCGAAAAGUACUGUAGAGAAAGAUCUCGUAGCUGGAUUAAGUGAUUAACGAUCAUUUUCGGAUUAACCGCCGCGGGAGGGACACGGACUUGGAUAAUGGAGACUGGAAGAUGGAGAGGGACAACAUCUAAAAUGGGCUGGGAGAAACGUCUUCUAGCUUUGCCAUAGCUUAGCUUCUUCAUCAGAUCCUUCGCCUCCUUGGGAGCCAUUGGAUAUGUCUCAAGCGCGAGUCUACGCCGACGUCAACGUUCACCGUCCUAAAGAUUAUUGGGACUACGAGGCUCUCACCGUUCAGUGGGGUGAUCAGGAUGAUUAUGAAGUUGUUCGAAAAGUGGGAAGAGGUAAAUACAGCGAGGUCUUUGAGGGGAUAAAUGUCUCCAAUAGUGAAAAAUGCAUCAUCAAAAUUCUUAAGCCUGUGAAGAAGAAGAAGAUAAAAAGGGAAAUAAAAAUACUUCAGAAUCUUUGUGGAGGCCCAAAUAUUGUGAAACUCUUUGAUAUUGUCCGAGAUCAGCACUCCAAAACUCCCAGUUUGGUGUUUGAAUAUGUGAACAGCACAGAUUUCAAAGUCUUGUAUCCUACACUGACAGAUUAUGAUAUCCGCUACUACAUUUAUGAGCUUCUCAAGGCACUGGAUUAUUGCCAUUCCCAGGGAAUAAUGCAUAGAGAUGUUAAACCUCACAACGUCAUGAUUGAUCAUGAACUAAGAAAACUUCGUUUGAUUGAUUGGGGUCUUGCUGAGUUUUAUCAUCCUGGUAAAGAGUACAAUGUCAGAGUAGCCUCGAGAUACUUUAAGGGACCUGAACUGCUUGUGGAUUUGCAAGACUAUGAUUAUUCAUUGGACAUGUGGAGUCUUGGUUGCAUGUUUGCAGGAAUGAUUUUCAGGAAAGAACCUUUCUUCUAUGGCCAUGACAACCAAGAUCAACUAGUUAAAAUUGCAAAGGUCCUAGGCACAGAUGAAUUAAAUACAUAUCUUAACAAAUAUCAUCUGGAGCUUGAUCCGCAACUUGAUGCUCUGGUUGGAAGGCACAGCAGGAAACCUUGGUCGCGAUUUAUUAAUUCAGAUAACCAGCAUUUGGUUUCACCCGAGGCCAUCGAUUUCUUGGAUAAGCUUCUUCGCUAUGAUCAUCAAGACAGACUGACAGCUAAAGAAGCAAUGGCCCAUUCAUACUUCUUCCAAGUGAGGGCAGCUGAGAAUAGCAGGGUUCGUACACAGUAGCGAAGGCCUCUCUCAAAUGUGAAAUGUACAGGUGUUGGCUGUGAUAUGGUAGUUUGUAAUGACUUUUAUGAAGUUGCAAAGGCCCCACUCCCCAUGUGUACUUUGCUGUGACCAUGUCCAUCAUCAUGCACUGAAAUUGCAUUGCUUGACUUUUUGCUAUUUUAGCAGAUCGUAAAAGCUUGAGUUAUUAUUAUUAUUAUUAUUAUUAUUAUUAUUAUUGGUGGACUCGGAUCAUUAUUCCAGUUUGUCCUCAAAUUAAUCCCGUGAAAUCCGGAUCAAAGUGUCAACAUUGCCCCCCCCCAAAGUAGUCAUGGACUCGGGCCGGG
This is a messenger RNA of Cuscuta europaea, 1556 nucleotides long. The record is from the annotation of a GenBank genome assembly. Lineage: Eukaryota; Viridiplantae; Streptophyta; Magnoliopsida; Solanales; Convolvulaceae.